Messenger RNA from Nicotiana tabacum (common tobacco), 726 nucleotides. The record is from RefSeq and is a predicted model, not a curated record. Lineage: Eukaryota; Viridiplantae; Streptophyta; Magnoliopsida; Solanales; Solanaceae.
AGCUGAGUCGGACCAACCCUUAUCAUUCUGUAGGGUUUUUACUGUAAAAUUCCAUUCCCUCUUCUCUUUCUCGGCUAAGCUUUCUGUAAACCACAGUUCCAGCUUACAGCUCAUUCUAUCUCCGUUUCUCGAAGAAUUUUUUGAAGAAGUAUGGCGUCCCGUUUUUGGACUCAGGGCGAUAGUGAAACCGAGGAGGAGGAGGAGAGUGAUUACGAGCAGGAGGAUGAUGAAGGGCCGGCUGAGACUACCACUGCAGCAGCUGGGUCAAGAUACCUUGCAGCUGGUGACAGCGACAGUGAUGAGUCAGAUGGACAGAAGCGAGUUGUCCGGUCAGCAAAGGAUAAGCGCUUUGAGGAAUUGUCUGCUACCGUUGAUCAGAUGAAGAAUGCUAUGAAGAUUAAUGACUGGGUCAGCUUGCAGGAGAGCUUUGAUAAGAUCAACAAGCAGCUGGAGAAGGUCAUGCGCAUUACAGAAUCGGUUAAAGCACCAAAUCUCUAUAUCAAAGCUCUAGUGAUGCUGGAGGAUUUCUUGAGUCAGGCUUUGGCCAAUAAGGAGGCAAAGAAGAAGAUGAGUAGUAGUAAUGCUAAAGCCUUAAAUUCGAUGAAACAGAAACUGAAAAAGAAUAACAAGCAGUAUGAGGAGUUGAUUAACAAGUACAGGGAAAAUCCUCCCGAGAGUGAGGANCAAGCAGCUGGAGAAGGUCAUGCGCAUUACAGAAUCAGUUAA